This is a messenger RNA of Gongylonema pulchrum, 639 nucleotides long. NCBI's taxonomy places the organism in Eukaryota, Metazoa, Nematoda, Chromadorea, Rhabditida, Gongylonematidae. The record is from the annotation of a GenBank genome assembly.
AUGAUCCGAAUUUGGGAUUGUUUCCUGCUGGAAGGAACAAAAGUGUUAUUCCGAUUUGCAAUUGCUGUUUUAUCAAUCCAUGAGAGUGAGGUGUUGCGACGAACUGAUACGAUAUCUGUUAUCAAAAUUCUGAAAGCAUCUGUUCGCCUUACUUACGAUCAUGAAGGCCUAUGCAAUUUGGCAUUCGAUAACACGCAACCGUUUCCUUCACGUUCUGAAAUCGAACGCAAACAAAAAUGGUACUUGGAUCUCCUGCGUGAAAGACUCAGUCGGAAGAAGCAGUUACGCCAUGCAUUUGCUUCCAUUACCGUGGGAAAAUCCGGGUAUCCGACAAUCGAACUGGUAGCAUUCAGUACGGAGCAGGAAGGAUCGGGUUUCGUUUGUGCGGGCGAUCAAUCCACAGGCUUCAUAAUGCGUCUCAAUCUUGCCGAUGGUGCAUCAAUCAUGCAAAAACUUGAAAUGCAGUUUGACUGCAAAAUCCUAUCGAUGGUGAUACGAGAGAACCAAAUCGCUUAUGUUUCGCUUCUUUCCGGCACAAUACUAUGGGAGCUGAAAGUGCCGGACUGUGCGCUCAAAUUACUGUACCACGACGGAAUAUUGUAUGCGGCACUUGCCAACGGUAUACUUACCAUUAUUGAG